Prunus persica (peach) is the source of this 4928-nucleotide messenger RNA. Its product is annotated as kinesin-like protein KIN-14I. The record is from RefSeq and is a predicted model, not a curated record. The transcript has 18 exons. Bases 1528 to 4614 code for a protein of 1028 amino acids. NCBI's taxonomy places the organism in Eukaryota, Viridiplantae, Streptophyta, Magnoliopsida, Rosales, Rosaceae. Gene Ontology annotation, molecular function: microtubule binding; ATP binding; microtubule motor activity. Gene Ontology annotation, biological process: microtubule-based movement.
UGGAAGAAGAUAAGGUGGUGCAGCAGCUGGUGCUCUUCCUCUUUCAAUUUCCUUUUCAUUGGUUAAGGUUUGCAUUUGAUAUGUUUAUGUGGGUGUUAAAAAGCACUUUGUGAUUAAUUUGCAUGAGAGCUAGCAGCUGAAACAAGUAACAUUAUCUAGGGGCCAAGUUCUCAAUUCUUGGUUAAGUACAAUGGUCCUAAUCAUCAUCCUAACUUUUAGCAAUUGAAUUAUUAAUGGUUUCAAAAAAAAAAAGAAAAAAAGAAUAUCUCCAAUAACCAUGGUCACAUGUUUAGCCUUUACACAUAAGCAAAGGGCUGAGUUUAUGUUCUUGAAAAGACCUAAAUCAUAUGCAUUUGCUUUAGUUCUUUUCUAAUUAAAUUAAUUUCAAUUAAUCACCAGGUCCUCUUAAAAAAAACCGAGGAGACGACCAAGUAAAAAAGGUUUUGACUACAUUUUAACUAUUAUUAUUUUUUAAAGCUGGGUUUUUUUUUUAAAUUUUGAUCUUUUAUUAUUUUUUUAUUUUUUAUCAAAGAAAAACUUCAUUAGAUUAACUUCAACGGUACAAUAAUCGAAGACAUCAACAAGGUGAUAAUUACCCAAAAAAGAAAAAAAUGGAUUAAACGGAGGUCAAUUAUGAUUUCCAUGAACUAAAUCAGCAUGGUUUCCAAAUGUUCCUUUUCAUAACCAGAAUAAAAACUUUGGACAAAACAGUAACUUCAUGAAUCAUAAGACCUGUUCCCAAUUGAUUCCAUGUUUACCAAAAAAAAUUACAGAAACAAUCCCAUUAAUCCACCUUCCAAGACAAAAGAAAAAGAAAAAGAAAAAGAAAAACUCCAACUCUCAACAAAAAAAAAGAAGGAAAAAGGUAAUUUUGUCUGGACAAUAUAUAUUUCAUCCACCACCAGUCCAAUUGAGCAAAGAGACUUCUCUGUUUUAUCUUAUUUUUCACCAAUUUUUUUAUUUUAAAAUAGCUAAUUAAUUUUAAAAGCUUUUGUCACGCGUGAAAUAUAAACCGUUGAAGCCUAGUUUCUCCGAGAGGCUCGGAACUAGGUUCGGUGUAGCUUUUUCCCUUCAAUAUUAGACAGACAGAGCGACAGAGAGAAGGGAAACAAAGCUAAAACAGAGAGAGAGAGAGACCCCAGAAAGCUGAGAAACAGAGAGAAAGUGAGGGAAAGGACGAGAAAAUCAUCCAACCCCAAUCUUCUCUCUCUCUCCAUUUUUGAAAAUUCUUUUUUUAUUUUCUUUUAUUUUCUUUUAUUUUCUCAAAUAGGACCUAAUAUCUUCACAACCAAGUCUCCCCUUUUCUAAUUUCAGUCUCUCCCUCAGAGAAUUCAAUCAAACUUUCAUAACUUCACCUGAAAAAGAAAGAAAUAAUCAAACUUUUCUAAAUUCCCAUUACAGUUUUGGCUUCUGAAUUGUGUUUUUAGAUAUCUUGGGCCUUUUGGAUUAAUGGGUAGGAAUUGAAUUUUGGAUUUGAGUUGGUUUCAAAGGCCGGACAUUUUGUUUUUCUGAGUUUUAUUGGCGGUAAUGGCAACAGAGCAAGUAUUGCCCUUCUCUAUAGUUUCUGUGGUUGAAGACGUUCUUCAACAGCAUGGGAGUCGUUUGAGCGAUAUUGACUUGGCUUCCAGGAAGGCUGAGGAAGCUUCCUUGAGAAGGUAUGAAGCAGCAAGGUGGCUGAGAAAGACGGUCGGAGUUGUGGGGGGUAAAGAUUUGCCAGCUGAGCCUUCUGAAGAAGAUUUCAGGCUUGGAUUGCGAAGUGGGAUAAUCCUUUGUAAUGUUCUUAACAAGGUUCAACCCGGAGCUGUGCCGAAGGUAGUUGAAGGACCUUCCGACUCCGUUCUUAUUCCUGAUGGGGCAGCUCUAUCGGCGUAUCAGUACUUCGAAAAUGUCAGAAACUUCCUUGUUGCUGUGGAGGAAAUGGGGCUUCCAACCUUUGAAGCCUCUGACUUGGAACAGGGAGGAAAAUCUGCAAGGAUUGUGAACUGUGUUCUAGCACUGAAAUCAUAUAAUGACUGGAAACAAGGAGGUGGAAUUGGAUCAUGGAAAUUUGGUACAAAUUUCAAAUCACCUACCUCUGGAAAAUACUUUUUCCGAAAAAAUUCAGAACCCUUUGCGAAUUCCGUUACAAGGACCUCAUCACUGGGAGAAAAGUCCCUAGAUAGUUUGUCCAGUGAAGAUAUCAAUGAAGCAAGUUCCUCUCAUGCCUUACACAUGCUAGUCCGUGAAGUGCUUUUCGACAGGAGACAAGAAGAAAUUCCACUCAUUGUGGAAUCUAUGCUGAGUAAAGUCAUGGAGGAGUUUGAGCAUCGGCUAGCAAGCCAAAAUUCACUCAUAAAAACAGCUUCCAGAGAUAUGACAUUGUCUGGCCCUGAAAGAUCUCUUUCUGAAUGUUCUGCUGACAUGAAGGUAGAUGACCAUGAAGAGAAAGUCGCGGCUGAUAUCAAAGAGGAAGAAAUAUCUGACCAUGAAGAGGGAUCAAAAACUGAGUCUUUUAAGCAGAAAAUGCUGGUUGACCAACAGCAGAAAGAUAUUCAGGAAUUGAAACAUACUCUAUAUGAUACAAAAGCAGGAAUGCGGUUUCUACAGAUGAAGUACCAGGAGGAGUUCAACAGCCUAGGUAAGCACCUGCACGGCUUGGCUCAUGCAGCAACAGGAUACCAGAAGGUUCUUGAAGAAAAUCGCAAGUUAUACAAUCAAGUCCAGGAUUUGAAAGGAAAUAUAAGGGUAUACUGCCGAGUGCGGCCCUUCUUGCCUGGGCAAUCAAAUCGUGCGAGUACUUAUGAUCACAUUGAUGACACAAGUAUUAAGAUUAUCACCCCUUCAAAAUAUGGCAAAGAGGGACGGAAAUCUUUCAGUUUCAACAAAGUGUUUGGUCCUUUUUCAACCCAAGAGGAGGUAUUUACAGAUACGCAGCCUCUGAUUCGGUCUGUUCUUGAUGGUUACAAUGUCUGUAUAUUUGCUUAUGGCCAAACAGGAUCAGGAAAAACUUUCACAAUGACUGGACCGAGAGACAUUACAGAGGAAAGUCAAGGUGUAAAUUAUAGAGCACUUAGUGAUCUAUUUCUUCUAUCAGAACAGAGAAAGGACACCAUUAGCUAUGGAAUUUCUGUUCAGAUGCUUGAAAUUUACAAUGAGCAAGUUCGGGAUCUCCUGUCGAUGGAUGCCACCAACAAAAGAUUAGAAAUUCGUAACAGUUCUCAAAAUGGAAUUAAUGUACCAGAUGCAAACCUUGUUCCUGUAUCAUCAACAUCUGAUGUUAUAUAUUUGAUGAACCUCGGGCAUAAGAAUCGUUCGGUGAGUGCCACAGCCAUGAAUGACAGGAGUAGUCGAUCACACAGCUGCUUGACAGUUCAUGUUCACGGGAAGGACCUGACAUCUGGAAGUAUUCUCCGUGGUUGUAUGCAUCUAGUUGACUUGGCAGGAAGUGAAAGAGUUGACAAAUCUGAGGUGACAGGAGAUAGAUUAAAGGAGGCACAACAUAUUAACAAGUCUCUCUCAGCUUUAGGAGAUGUCAUUGCCUCUCUUGCUCAAAAGAAUUCACAUGUUCCUUAUAGAAAUAGUAAACUCACACAACUGCUCCAAGACUCACUUGGAGGGCAAGCGAAGACGCUCAUGUUUGUUCACAUUAGCCCCGAGCUUGAAGCUCUCGGAGAAACACUUAGUACACUCAAAUUUGCGGAACGUGUUUCCACAGUUGAGCUUGGUGCCGCUCGAGUAAACAAAGACAGUGCAGAUGUAAAAGAGCUCAAAGAACAGAUUGCUACUCUUAAGGCAGCCUUAGCAAGGAAGGAAGGACAGGGAGUGCAGCUUCAACAUUCUCAUUCCUUAAGCCCAGAAAGAUUUAGAGUCAAGUCUGCUGGGUCUUCCCCUUUGCAUUCUAGUCAGAAAAGCACUGGAGAUUGGUCUGGUGGUCGCAGGCAACAAUUGGAGGAUUUUGGAAAUGUAGAGGUUCGGAAAAACACUGCAUCAAAGCCAAAAAGGCGAAGUUUAGAUCUCCACGAUAUGCUAAGGAGCUCACCUCCCUGGCCACCGAUUGGCAGUCCUGGAUUGAGUGGAAAGGAGGAUGAUAAGGACUCAGUACUUUCUGGUGAUUGGAUUGAUAAGGUGAUGGUGAACAAGCAGGAAAAUGCAAGCGGAGAAGAAAAUCUAUUAGGAAUAGGAUGUUGGGAUGUGGACAACAGACAGUUGCCAGAGAUGUUUGGUCCAAGCAGCCUCCCAGACCCUCCAAAGUUAUACAUGGAAAACCAAAACUUUAGAAAAUUAAUGGCAAACAAAGAGGAGAGCCAAGACUAUGAAGUACAAAGGAGUCGAUAUGAGGCAGCCACCACGGAUGACUCUGAUGAGCUUGAGGCUGCAACUAGUGAUUGCUCGGAGCCAGACAUGCUUUGGCAACUUAAUCCCCUGAAAGCGACCGGCAUUCCGAACGGAUUGGGAGCAAAACCAAAGAAACCUUCUCCCAGGCCAGUAAGGAGCCCGGAAACUAGGAGUUUAAUUCCAUCAUUGAUUCCUUCGCCAUCACGGAAGCCACCAAAUGGGGUUAAUCAGCCUCUGCAUAGAACUGGAAGGCAGGCAGGUCCUGGUGAAGGGAAGCGAAGAUCUGGGAAUGCUAAGUGAUCGAUGAUGAGUUUACUUUUAUGGUGUGUUGAGGGAAGUUUGGUUGCUCUAUGAUGAAUUCUUUUUCAUUUUUUAUUUUUUGGUGUCAGUUUUUGUGUAUUCAUAUCUAGAGAGAGAGAGAGAGAGAGAGAGAGAGAGAGAGAGAGAGAGAGAGAGAGAGAGAGAGGUUUCUAUGCAUAUGAGAGGUGGCAACAAUUGCAGUUGCCUGAGUUUCUGCGGUGGUGGUCAUAUAUGUAUGUUGUCGCGCCCCAUUCAUCUCAAUUUGUUUAUAUGAGUGUUGAUAUUGCAAUCAAAGAACAACAAUUCUUUUUUUC